Messenger RNA from Chroicocephalus ridibundus (black-headed gull), 5426 nucleotides. RefSeq names its product glucagon like peptide 2 receptor (gene GLP2R). The record is from RefSeq and is a predicted model, not a curated record. Gene Ontology annotation, cellular component: plasma membrane. The transcript has 8 exons. Bases 199 to 960 code for a protein of 253 amino acids. NCBI's taxonomy places the organism in Eukaryota, Metazoa, Chordata, Aves, Charadriiformes, Laridae. Gene Ontology annotation, biological process: cell surface receptor signaling pathway; adenylate cyclase-modulating G protein-coupled receptor signaling pathway. Gene Ontology annotation, molecular function: peptide hormone binding; glucagon receptor activity.
UCGCAGCUGGGUGCGGUCCCCGCCCGGCAGCCGCGGGUGGCCCCGGCCCGGGGCGGUGCGGGCGAGGACGGCCCGAGGGGGGCUCCGGGCGCGCUGCCGGCUCGGCUGGGCACGGGCUUGCGAGGACCGCGGCGGAGUUUGAGGUAACGGCAAAGUGUGUGGCUUAUCGGGUUUCAGCUUCUUGUAACUUCUGUUGUCAUGGAGUUCAGCUCUGCCGAUGUCAAAAUGAAGUCUCUUAGAAAACUUCACUGCACAAGAAACUACAUCCAUAUGAAUUUAUUUGCAUCUUUUAUCCUGCGUGCCACAGCAGUUCUUAUAAAAGAUACUGUAUACUACAAUAUUUACUCCAAAAGACCGAAUGAUGAAACUGGAUGGAUAUUAUACCUCAGUCCUGAGAUUGUAACAAUUUGCAGGACUGCCCAGUUUUUCAUGCAUUACUUUGUUGGGGCAAAUUAUUUUUGGCUAUUAGUAGAAGGAAUUUAUCUCCAUACAUUAUUGAUAACUGUUGUACUCUCUGAAAGACGACUGCUACAGACGUAUAUUGUGAUAGGAUGGGUUGUUCCUAUCCUCUUUGUGGGCCCUUGGGGAAUAAGCCGAUCAAAACUGGAGAACACAGGGUGCUGGGGAACAAAUGAACACAUGGGAAUUUGGUGGAUCAUCCGAGGACCAAUGUUGUUUUCCAUUGCAGUUAACUUUGGCAUCUUCUUAAAAAUUCUCAGGAUGCUGAUUUCCAAACUAAAAGCUCAGCAAAUGACCUUUCAUGACUACAAAUACAGGUUGGCAAGGUCUACACUUGUGCUGAUUCCGUUGUUGGGGAUCCAUGAAUUUGUAUUUACCUUCAUCACUGAUGAACAGGUGGAAGGACUUUCCAGACAUAUAAGACUUUUCAUCCAGCUGACAAUGAGCUCAUUUCAUUGCUUCUGCCUGUUACUGCACGUUCUGGUCUUGCAGCAGCAAUGAACUAAAUUCACAUAGGGAUUUACAAACUUACAUUCAACGCAGAGGCACCACUAGUAUUCACAAAGUUCUCUCCUGAUCUGGUGAGUUCCUACAUCUCUGGCAGUGGGUAUCAUCAGGCUUAGCAACCACAGGACUUAACAGCACCGUGUAGUUUAGGUCCUAUUUCUGCUUGUGGUGCCUGUGAGGCCAAAUUUAGAGCUCAAACUGAGAACACAAAAAACCCCACCCAGUGGAGACAUUUUCAUGGACUUUCUAUCCAAAAAAGAGAACUAUCUCCAGUUGCAGAAGCAGUUCUGCAUAAAAAGCUCCUUUUUAAGGUAUUAAAUUUGUAUUUAUCCUUCAGAACCUCUCUCCAUGACUUCCGAGUCUUCUGUAACUACUAUUCUAAAAUUCAUCCCCAUAGUAAAAUAUCAUCUAUUAUAAACUCUAAUGACCACAACAUUUUAUUAUCUUUUUUUGCAUAUUUCUUUGGAAUAAUUCAGAUGCAGAGGAUUAUUUAAAAGUUAUAUUAAUAAAUGACACAUCAAAAUUACUUAUAUUUUGCUACUGUAACCCAGGUGAAGCAUGAAAUAAAGUAGACAUAAAAUACAUGGAAAAAGCAAUUAUGGUUGCUAUUUCUCCUGCCCCGGUUUCCACUCCUGUGGCAGAUAAACUGUUCUUUUUCAUACUUACUGCACAUAUGCUUAAGGAAUUAAUGGCUCCAAACCUUUCAGGAUUGAUGGAAAAUUAACAGUAGGCUCAACAUGCUAUUGGUUAAUGCUAGAUAUGCUAAAAAAUAUUGAAGCUGCUGUGCAUGUGAAUAUUUUUUUUAAGAUUUUGUCUGAGAAAAUCAGAAAUAUUUCUGGAAAAGUAUGAGUGUGAAAACAAUUGAAUGAUGUCAGCUGUAUUAUAUAUGGUUAUCACACCUUUUACUUGUGAUAUGAACAUUGCCUUGGUACUGAUAGUCAACUGCAUUUAUUCUCUUCAUCAGAACUUGUGUCAUAGAUGUGUUUAGACACACCAAGAGAAGUGCAUUUCCUGAAGCAAUGGUAAUAAAUCUGCAUAUCUGUGCCAGACUGAUAGUCUGAGAUGCAUGCGUAUAAGUUGUUUUGAUCUGAGAUAAAAUACAGACAGAGAGGAGGAAAAUGGAAAGAGUCAUUUUGGGGUUAGUUUAAAACAACUUUUAUCUCUAGGAUUUAAUUUAUUUUUUUAAAAUAUAGAAUCAUAGAAUCAUAGAAUUGCUGAGGUUGGAAGGGACCUUUAAGAUCAUCAAGUCCAACCUUUAACCUACCCUGACAAAAGCCACUUCUAAACCAUGUCCCUAAGUGCCCCAUCUACCCUUUUUUUAAACACCUCCAGGGAUGGUGAAUCCACCACCUCCCUGGGCAGCCUAUUCCAAUGUUUAAUAACCCUUUCAGUGAAAAAAUGUUUCCUAAUAUCCAAUCUAAACUUCCCCUGACAUAACUUGAACCUGUUUCCUCUUGUCCUAUCACUUGUCACCAGGGAGAAGAGGUCAGCCCCCAUCUCUCUACAACCUCCUUUCAGGUAGUUGUAGAGGGUGAUGAGGUCUCCCCUCAGCCUCCACUUCUCCAGGCAAAUGUUUAUUUGAGUCAAUUUCAAAGGAAAAAUGGCAAUUCAAAAUAGCUGUAACAAUACAGAUGAGCCUUAAACUAGCACUAAUCCCUUGAUAUAUCAUUAAUUUUUAAAAAGGACCCAAAUGAGAUCGCUUUCAGUAAUCUCGUUGACAAAUUCAAACAAGAACAUGGACAAUAUCAGUGCAUUUUUUGUUUUACCAUGUUUAGAAAUAGCAGCAGUCACAGUAUGACAACAGUAGUUUGAAAAAAAAAAAAGUGGCAGCAGAAUGAAGGUAACAUGGAAGAUCAAACUGGGUUGUAUAGCCUCUGUUCUUCAGCGUCUGCAUCAAACUUGCCCUACAUUUGCUAAGGCACCGUAUGAGAACAAGUUAAUGGGUACUUCAAUAAUAAGUACAUACAGGCAAUGAGUUUCCUUUUUGAAAAUUAAGAAGCAUUGUUUACCCUUAUGGCUUUAACGCCGAUGUCAUCUUUAAACUGAAACUUCAGGUUUUUCCUGUUCACUCUAACUUUUUCCACUUACUGUCUUUCUCUUACAGGGUUUUUUCGUAGCGGUUUUAUAUUGCUUUGCUAAUGGAGAGGUAAGAGACAAUGCUAUGAGAAAAGUUUUAGUUGAUUAGUUAAGUAUAUUAAUGACACCAAGAAGGAUAAACACACUAACUAGUUCUGCUUAUUUGAGAGCAUGGGUGCAUUCUUUGGAACUGGUGUAAUUGUUUUGUACAAAGAGAACAGCAAGACCUCUCGCAGGUUUGGGAUUCAAAUGCAAGAUAUCUCCACUGAAGCCUGAGUGGCUGUAGCACUGUGGAGGUACAGAUACCCUGGGGUCUCUGAAAUACCAGCAGACAUUUAUGGUCAGCCACCUAAACCCCACUUUAAUCAGCUGGAAUCACAGCCUUCAUGUUGACCAGGCUGAACCCUCUCUUAUUUUACCCCAAAGUCCAUGUGAAGUGACUAAAUCUGGAGUGCUUUAAUAUCUUACAUAGCAACGUGUUGAAAAAAUAAUUUCAUACAUGCACUGCUCAGGACAUCCCUAAACUCAAUGUGAGGGGAUUCCUUGUCUGGAAGUUGUAUCCUGCUAGGCCUCACGGGACAGCUGGGGGUUCAACCUGCUCCAUGCCUGGAUUUAGGCAGAUCAGUGAUGGCUCUUAUGCAAGGAGGUGACAGCAGAGAAAGCUAACCUCCUGCCAAUGCAGGGUGAAGCCUGAAUUCAGACCAGAUUGCUUGGGUUUUUUGUCUAGCUGAGCUUUGAAUCCCCACCAAGGACAGAGGUUCCACCACCUCUCUGGUCCUUUGUUCCAGUGCUUCACUGUACUCAGGAGGAAACAGCUUUUCCAUAUAUCCUGUUAGAACUUCCCUUAUUUAUUUCAAUUUAUGAUCACUGUCUCUUGUGUCCCUACCAAGCACUUCUGUAGAGUGCCUGACUCCAUCUCCUCUACGAUCACCUCAUAGGCAGUAUUUAGGCCUUCAGCAUGAACGAGCCCCAUUCAUGUAGCCUCUCCUCAUACGGCAAGUGCUCCAGCCCUGAUCUCUGCUGAUAAAUUCAAGCUCAUCAGCAUAAUUCUUGUACUGGUGGCCCAAAAUUAAAUGCAGUAUUCAGAGGCAGUCUAACAGUUACUGAGUAAAGGAGAACAAUCACUUCCCUUGAUCUACUGGCUUUGCUCCUGACCAUACAACCCAGUGCCUCCAUCACCAUCACAGCUGCAUGCUGUCUUUGCCUCGUCAGGCUGACUUGCUAUAAGCUACCUCAGAAAAUAAUGCUAUGUAGGCUGUGGAAUUAAUCUCACUUAAUUUUAAAUGUUUUCUAAGUUGAGCCUCACUGUCUGUACUACCCUCAUAUUUGGUCUGGGUGCACACCUCCACUGCUUGCAAUAAACAGGCAUGUACCCGGUGUCAGUAGCACUUAAGAGCAUGUCACAGCCAGCCGGCGUGGGACACACUACACUGACACAGGUACAUGAAUUUGGACACCUUCUUAAAGGCACUAGUGAGACAAAUGAGAUGGGCUCUAUACAAAACAUAUGUUAGGAACGUAUAUUCCUAGUAUUUAACAAGGAAACCUGGACCAGUUUUGGAACUACUUAAAUAAAAACGAGAGCUGGCCCUUGUCUGCAAUGCAGGAGUACUUGUCUAACAUUUAUGAAGGGCACAGAACUGCUAGCAUAUCUCUCAAAAGAGCAGUUAGAAAUUGCUCUUUUGGCCUUCUACCUCCUGGUCCAGCUGAGCUCUCAGGCCAAAGGUCCUACAGGUUAGAGUGAGGGCACGUCCCGCUCCUCUGCGCAGGCCUGGAGCCCUCCCUCCGUCCACAGCACCGGUGCAGGUGGUGUAGGCAGCGGGACACUCAGUGCUGAGGAUUUAAGGCAGGCUGCCAGAUAAAAAGCUUUAACAAAACAAACCAGAUAGCCAAGCACAACACUACAGCAAGCUGCGUGGUCCUUAUUUCCACAGCCCUUGGUCUCUCCUCCUCACUUCAUCGGACUGUAAACAUGAAAGUCACUUGAGCUCUCCCCCACACACGCGUUAGGAUCACGGUGUACUCAGGGCCCAGGAAAAACUUUCCUGAAUUAGACUGAAGAGAGUGGACUUGUAAGAUUGACUUAGCAAACAAGUCUGGUUCUACCCUACAAGGAACUUGCCAGGUGCAAGUAGUACCCCAAGGGGUCAGGAAGCUCAGCACUUCCACAGUCCCUCUCAUUUUACACCUAGCCUUUGGGUUCAUGGACUGCAGGGUGGUCACAGGGCACCACCGUGGACAAACUGCUUUCUUCUUACCCCAGGUGAAAGCAGAGCUCCAGAAGCAGUGGUCCCGCUUCCUGCUGGCAGAUCCCUUCGGCUGUAAACUCUGCUUUCUUGGGGAAAACAUAAAAUACCUCAGGAAAUGUUCACAGAAACAAAAAA